AUGCAGAUCAAAGAAGAUAAAGAGAUUGACCUGUUCGUAGCUAGCAGAAUAGGAUCUUUUAAACAUAUAAAGUAUCACACGGAUCCAUCGAAAAACAGUAAGAAAUGCAUAGAAAACCUCGUAGACAUUAAGACUUUACAAAAAGAUGAUAGUAUAACAUGCAUGGUGUGGGGCAGCCCUGAACAGACGGACAUACUGAUCGGAAGAAAGAACCAACAGAUCCAAGUUUACAACACUCUCCAAGGCUUCACAAAGUCGUACACAGCUGACUUCUGUGAAGGGGAUAUAGUGGGUUUGGGUCGGCAUGGAAGAAGACUGGUUGCAGCGGUCUCGGGAGGAGUGGUGCAAGUAUGGGGAAAGAAGGAAAAUGUCACUUAUAACGUAGGAAAGAUUGAUCGGAUGAAGAUCUUUGAUGGAGACACCACUAUAUUCGCUACUGGUGGUGAGGAAAACGACCUAAAAGUAUAUAGGAUUGGAGAAACUGAACCUUUAUUCAUGGCGAAGAAUCUUCCUCACGACUGGCUCCAACUACGGAAACCGGUGUGGGUCAGUGACCUCACUUUUUUGUCACCGAGCGAGCUCGCUGUGUGUUCUAGACAUGGAUAUAUUAGAUUAUACGACACCAGAGCCCAGAGACGGCCGGUUUGUAAUGUUGAGUGCGACAAAAUGGCUGCCACGUGUAUAUCUAAAGGAUUCGACGAGAGGCAGGUGUUCGUCGGCUUCGGUCGCGGUCAGCUGCACCAGGUGGACCUACGGCGCGGACACCUGGACAAGGGUUACAAGGGAGCAGCUGGAGCUAUUACAGGGGUAGUGAUCAGCCACGGGGCUGUCAUCAGCUGUAGCCUGGACAGACACCUGCGGGUACACAAGGCUGAUACCAAGGAACUGAUGUACAAGCAAUACCUGACGUCUAAGCUGAGCUGUGUCCUGGCACAGACAGCUUCCACCACACCCAUGAAGGACGUGAAGGAAGAAAUGGAAUUGAAGGAGGAAAUAGCUUUGGAAGACCUGGAAAAUACCAGUGAGAAGCCACAAAAACGUUCAGAAGACGAACAAUCACAGGAAAUAGAAGCGAAGAAGAUGAAACCUUCCACUGAGGGCAGUACUGCUGAUGAUGAAGAUGCUAUCAUCAACUUACUGAGGAGUACGGAGAAACAGAAGAAGAGAAGAGACAAGAUGAAGAAGAUUAAGAAGGCUAAGAGUGUGUUCCAUAACGCAUGA
Danaus chrysippus (African queen) is the source of this 1221-nucleotide messenger RNA. Lineage: Eukaryota; Metazoa; Arthropoda; Insecta; Lepidoptera; Nymphalidae. The record is from the annotation of a GenBank genome assembly.